CGCAUUGUGGCCAGUUUCUCUCAAACCUUCAAUAAGUUAAUAUGCCUCAAGUGGCGGACCAUACAGAGUUGGCCAAAAAAGUUCAGAAAGCCUUAAAUGGAUUCUUUUGGUUUAUCUGUUUGUUGACGAUAUGUAUCUCUAUCGCCGGCUGCGCUAUUGCGGAAUCACAGCUAUUGGUCUCUAAGCGAUUAUGGAUUACAAUUCUAUUCUUCUGUCUCCUAGCCGCAGCACUCCAGAUCUGUGUAUUUAUACUCCGAGCUACUGGAGGAACUAGUAAAUACGAGAUAACGAACCGAAGCUUGAAGAGGAAGAAGGAUAAGAAGAAUAUCGACGAGGUGGACACCACGGAGAAGAGAGAGAACGGAGUUGAGAACAAGGGAUUCGACUCCGAGAAGGCGGAGAGGAAGAAUAAGACGGAGGAGACGGAGAAGUGGGUGAAGAACUAUGUCCCCUAUGAAGAGUACCCGGUCGUGAAGGUUGACACCAUUUCCGUGGAGAACGAGGUUAGUCAGGAGGUGGAGGAGAAGGAGGAGGAGAGCAAGGAGGAGGAGAAGGGGGAGAAGGAAGCGAAGGAGGAGAAAUCUGAAGAUUAGAUCUAGAAAUCCAUUCUGUAUUAUAUAUUGUAAAUAUAAAUAAACUUUAUCGAAAAUAAAUGAAAUAACACAAUUAA
Messenger RNA from Eurytemora carolleeae, 670 nucleotides. RefSeq names its product cilia- and flagella-associated protein 251. Bases 42 to 593 code for a protein of 183 amino acids. The transcript is spliced from 4 exons. NCBI's taxonomy places the organism in Eukaryota, Metazoa, Arthropoda, Copepoda, Calanoida, Temoridae. The record is from RefSeq and is a predicted model, not a curated record.